Messenger RNA from Puntigrus tetrazona (Sumatra barb), 1231 nucleotides. RefSeq names its product small nuclear ribonucleoprotein 48 (U11/U12) (gene snrnp48). The record is from RefSeq and is a predicted model, not a curated record. Bases 85 to 1095 code for a protein of 336 amino acids. NCBI's taxonomy places the organism in Eukaryota, Metazoa, Chordata, Actinopteri, Cypriniformes, Cyprinidae. The transcript is spliced from 9 exons. Gene Ontology annotation, cellular component: cytosol; U12-type spliceosomal complex; nucleoplasm.
GUUACGUCAUCUCGAAGCGCCGACGGACGCACGCGAAGGCAAUCGCGUAACAACAAGCUUGUUUUUGAGGACUCCUGAUGUAAAAUGUGUGAAACAUCUUUCUCGUUGGGUCUCCAGGAGCGCAUGCAGAGUUUGCAGGAGCUCACGGAUUUCACAGAGAGUUGUCAAGCAGAACUAAAGGGUUUGUUUGAGGCGCUGGGAUGGAGUCAGGAAUUAGAUUCACAAACCGUUCAGAUGGAAGUGUGUCCAUAUGAUCCAAACCACACAGUCCCGCGGGACAGGAUGGAGAAACACAAAGCAUCCUGUCGGCUCAGUAAGAUGGGAUACUCGAAAGAGGAAAAGGCUGAAAUGUUUGAUCCUUCAGUGUUUUACGAGAACGCUAGCAUUCCUUCGAUUACCAUUGACAAAGAUACAUUUCAUCAAGUGAUUCGGCAGACCCGGGAGAAUGCCCCUCUUAUGAAAUCUACACCAAGUGACACAUCUACAGAUCUCCCUGACGUCCCUCAGAAUCAUAAGCGGGCAUUAUGUGACCUCACUGUGGCUGACCGAUUGGCCAUCUAUGAUCAUGUGAUACAACAAGCCAGUCAGCAGAGUGCAAAGAGAGAACCCAACAACGAGGAUCUUUAUGUAGAUCUUGUUGCAAAGCUUAAAAAAGGAGAAGAACAGAGUGGACCAAAGUCUCAUCUGGAGGUCUUGGCUGAAAUGAGGGACUACAGGAGGCGCAGACAGUCUUACAGAGCGAAAAAUGUUCACAUCACCAAGAAGUCUUACACUGAGGUAAUUCGGGAGGUGAUUGAUAUCCACUCUGGAGAACUAGGCAGGAUUUGGCAGGAAGUGAAGGAUGAGGAGGUCAAAGCGUCACAGCAGUCAUCUCACAGAGGGGCAUCUGAGAGGGGCCGCUCCGCAUCCGUCGAGUCACGUGAGUCUCGUGUCAGCUCCCGAGACGAGCAUGGGCACAAACGGCACCGCAAACACAGCCGUAGCCGCAGUCGUAGUCGCAAGCGUAGCCGGGAGAGGAAAAACAAAAGGAGAGAUUCAGGGUCUCCAGAUGUGCAGAGACAUCAUAAGAAAAAGAAGAAGAAAAAUAAAUCUUGAAGUCUUAAUUUAACAAAUCAGGAAUCAAUGUGUUUUGAUUUCAGAUAUUCUGAGUUGCAUCUGCGUUUUCUCCAUAUUUUUUUUUUAUCGGAUGGUAUGCUACAAUGAAAUUGCUAUAAUAAAAAAAUUACAAAUA